CAAAAACUCAAUUGAGACUCUAAUUUGAGAGCCUUCUCAUAAUUCUAACUAUGAGAUCUUUCCGGCGCCGCACCAGCUUUCUCAGAGCGUCCCUCUCAGCAGCAGGCAAACUUCCGAAGCAAACUGUUUCUUCCUGAUCGGCCAUGGGUCCAUUUGCGAAUUGCUUUGGAAGACCCCGGAUAUCAGCGGAGUUGCCCGCUGUUGAUGACAGCAGUGAGAAGGAGCCAAAAUUGGAUACCGAGAAGUGUCGUCAUCAAGCUGGCUGGGAGAAAAGCGACGAUGAGAGGCCAGCAUGGGACGCACCAAGCUGCCCUUUCAAGCACGGGACUGUCACAGUUACACCCUAUCCAGGUUUUGUUCAUGGAAAGAACCCUGCAGUCUGUUCGUCUGGCUGCAAGCCAGUCGUUGACCUGCUCGAGACGCCGAAGGAGAAGCUCGUCUGCGAGGCGCUAGAAUUCCAGGAACUGUACCACCACGAGAAGCAGUCCCCGAAGGACGUCAAGGCCCGAAGAGUGCUUGAGAUCCUUGCCAGCAUCGACAAGGAGGGGACCUAUUCACACACGACGGACGAACUGGAGCAUGGUGUGCGUGUUGCCUGGAGGAACGCGCCCAAAUGCUCCAACCGGAAGUACUGGAGCACUCUGCGGCUGCUAGACAAGCGCCACGUGUCGACAGCAGAGGGCAUGAACGAGGCGUGUCUGGAGAUGAUGGACCUCGCCGUGAGCAGCGGGGCCGCCGAGGUUUACGUCACCGUCUUCCGUCCGGAGCAUCCGCUGACGAAGCAGGGGGGGCCGCGGGUGUGGAAUUUGCAGCUGAUGCGGUUUGCAGGCUAUCGGCAACCGGAUAUGGAGGUCAAGGGGGAUCCCUCCGAGCUGGCAUUCACCGAGAUGUUGACGCGGCAUUUCGGCUGGAAGGGCGAAGGCACCAAUUUCGACAUCUUGCCCCUUGUCCUCCAACCGAGCCCAGACAAAAAACCUGAGCUGUUCGAGGUGUCCCCCCAGUACGUGCCCCUGGUGCCGCUAACCCACCCUAACCACCCAUGGUUUGGGGGCCUGGGGCUCCGCUGGUACGGAAUCCCCUGCGUUUCAGACAUGCAGCUCACGCUCGGGGGGCUGAAGUACACCGGGGCGCCGUUCACUGGCUGGUACGCGGACACGGAGAUCAUUCGCAACCUGAGCGACGAGUCGCGCUACAACGUGUUGCCAAUUAUCGCAAACCAUCUGGGGUUAGCAGUUAACGACAACUCUAGCCUGUGGAAGGACGCGGCGCUCCUGGCGCUCAACCAGGCGAUCUUAUACAGCUGGCAAAGAGCCGGCAUCGCAAUGACAGACCACCACACGCUGAUGGAGCAGUUCUGGAAGUGGCACCAUGACGAAAAGGCCGCGCGGGGCUACACGCCCACCAACUGGAAGUGGAUCAUUCCCCCGGUCGCUGCGUCCACGAGCAAGUGCUAUCUCGGCCUGUCGAAAGCGACCGAGUACACUCUCCAGCCUGCUUACAUUCGAUCGCCGAAAUUCAAAGUCUACGCUCGCGAGUGGUUCGGGGGGAGGUUUGAGUACUCGCCAGGGGCCCCGUUGCGCCCCGCGUUCCUGAACCCGUACGUGUGCCGCUUCCUGGGGCGCUGCAAGGCGCGCGUCGCGGCCGCGCGGCCGCGCGCCGUGGUGAUGUACGCGAGCAUGACGGGGACCGCGCGCGAGUUCGCCCUGAGAACAAGUAGCGCGCUGGGAAGCGCGUUCGAUGUCACCACAAUCAGCAUCGAGGAGUUCUCGACCGUUGACUUGGCUUCCGCCAACCUGCUAUUGCUGCUGAUCUCCACUUGCGGUUCGGGAUCACUGCCGACGUCAGCACUGAAGUUUCUCGACUGGGCUGCUGCUCACGGGGGCAGCCCAAAGUCCCCUGUCGCUGGGCUGAGGUUCUCCGUCUUUGGGCUCGGCAGCCGCGCGUACCCGCGCUUCUGCGCGGCCGCGGACACCGUGCACGCGGCCGCGCGCGCGGCAGGAGGCGCGUCGUUGACGUCAGUGGGCAGAGGGGAUCAGAUGGGCGAUCGAGACUCUGCCUUCUCUCACUGGAUGAGACGCACGGUGGAGAGCUUUGCAUCGGCGGUCAAGCCUAAGUACGAGAGGGCGACCAGUUGCGUCCUCGCCCAGUUGGAGGAGCGGUCGCCCCCCAAUCCGUCUUUCACGUGCCGCUACCAAAUAGUGCCUCUGGCCGGUUCACAACGGAUCGCGCCCGUGGCCGACGGCUUCCUGACGGCGCGAGUGCUGACGUGCGAGGAACUCCUCCCAAAGAGUCCGGAAGGCCGCUCCAGCAAACUCAUCGGGCUGGAUCUCUCGGGCGCUCCGGAGGCCUUGUACGAGCCAGGUGAUCACGUCAGCGUACUGCCCACCAACAACCACGUGGACCGCGUAGCGCUCGCGCGCUUUGCCGCGCACUUUAGCAUCCCGCUCUCCCAGCCGUUCGAUCUGGAGCCGCUCUUUGUGGACGGUCCGAUGGGCGGGGCUCCACCGUACCCCUUGCCAAACACCCUCUGGAACUUGCUCACGAGACACGUGGCACUUCUUGCGCCCGUCCGCUUUGAGGCGCUUGCGCCCCUCUCAAAGUAUGCGGGACAAAAAGUUCAGAUUGACAUUCUCGCCGAGCUUGGGGGCGACGAACAGCUGUUUGACACUUGGAACGACAGCCGCCAGACAAGGUGGCUCGACAUCUUCGACCUCUUCGCAUCCCUCUCCCAAAACCUGCCCGUGGAAGUGUUCCUACAGCUCGCGCCGCCGAUCCACGCGCGCCACUACAGCGUCGCGAGCAGCGCGCUCGCUUCUCCGGGAGAAGCUCAUUUACUGUGCGGAAAGACGGCGUGGAGCGCCCCCGGCGGCGGCAGACGAACCGGGAGCUGCUCGGGCUAUCUGACGGAAGGCGUACAACCCGGAGAUGACGUCAGAAUGCAGAUUCUGAAGGUGUCCAGCUUCAAGCUACCUUUGAACUCCCAGCACCCGGUUAUUAUGGUCGCGGCCGGCACAGGGUUUGCUCCCCUUCGAGGGUUCCUGCUGCAGCGGUCGGUUCUAGCCAACCGGGCACGGGGCGUCGGUCCUUGCGCGCUUCUGUACGGCUGCCGCAGCGAAGAAGAGGACCUAUCCAGAAAAGAGUGCAAUACCGCGGCCGCGGCAGGCGCGCUGUCGUUCCGCUCGGUGGCUUUUUCCAGGGACCGGAAUCACCCCAAAGAGUACGUGCAGGACAAACUGCGGCAGUGCGCGGAGCGUCUCGCUCCUCUUUUGGAGAACCCAAACUGCCACGUGUACGUCUGCGGGAGCUCGCGCAUGGCCGACGGAGUCGCGGCCGCGUUUCGAUUUCUUCUGGGACCCAAAAGAUUCGGCGCGAUGGCGUCAUCGGGCCGCUACCACGAGGAGGUAUUCAGCACGAUGGAGCCUACCGGUCCAAAUGGAACAUGACCAGACGAAAAGCAACGGCAGAACCUACACUCGAAUCAGCGCAAGCUUAGCUACCGGUACCUAGCUCGAUCACGAACCACGCCUACUUUAAGGUAAUCGGUAGAGAAGACGCGACGGGAGCGCUCUGCAUGACCAUGAUCAAGUCUCGGUUAUGCAAUGGGGCUGAAAGGGCCCACUGUGCGGUACAGGCGCGCUCGUUUCGUCUUACAAGAUGGUUGCUUUGUGUUCUCCCUAAGUUCCUGAGGGUCUAAGAUGAGAAAACUUCUGCCAGAAACCAGAAAUCACUCAGUCAGGUAGGUAGGCGAAAUCGCUCAGUGAGGUAGGUAAGAAAUGAGUUUGUACAUCAAGCAGCCAUCACGACAUGUGUUGGUCGCACUAGCGGGAUUACGGUCAGUAAGUUGCACGAGGAUCCGGUUUUGGGUAGAUUAAUGCGGCUCAUAACUCCGUGGUAGGUAACUCCCGUCGUGGCUUU
Molecule: messenger RNA, 3915 nt
Organism: Klebsormidium nitens
Lineage: Eukaryota; Viridiplantae; Streptophyta; Klebsormidiophyceae; Klebsormidiales; Klebsormidiaceae
Source: the annotation of a GenBank genome assembly